This is a messenger RNA of Bactrocera tryoni, 1482 nucleotides long. RefSeq names its product cyclin-dependent kinase 4 (gene Cdk4). The record is from RefSeq and is a predicted model, not a curated record. The transcript is spliced from 7 exons. Gene Ontology annotation, molecular function: ATP binding; cyclin binding; cyclin-dependent protein serine/threonine kinase activity. Lineage: Eukaryota; Metazoa; Arthropoda; Insecta; Diptera; Tephritidae. Bases 362 to 1303 code for a protein of 313 amino acids. Gene Ontology annotation, biological process: signal transduction; regulation of gene expression; G1/S transition of mitotic cell cycle. Gene Ontology annotation, cellular component: cyclin-dependent protein kinase holoenzyme complex; cytoplasm; nucleus.
GAUAUACAUACAACUAUCUGUUCGUGUUAAAAAUUCAUAGAUAAGCGUUUUGUAAAUGUUAAAUCGGAGCAAACUAUCUAAUAUAAUCAAGAAAGCGAAUAUCGGGACUUUUAACUUUGAUUUAAUAAAUAUGCGGUAAACAGUUAACUGAAAUACAUUUAAUCUAUACAUACACGCUGAACAAGCAAGCCGAGGUAACGUCUUAAAAGAAUCGUGUUUAAUAACCGCAAAAAAAUAGUUUGGCAACAAAUAAGUGUGAAUACAAAUUAAAUUGUUAAAAGAAAUAACGCAAAAUAAUCAAAAAUAAAAUAAAGGAGAAAGGAAAACAGAACAUUUUAAUUAAACCAUUAAAACUGCUUUAAUGCGGAAAGAAAAUUGGAUAAUGUCCUCGGCGGCGCAUUGUGAAGACAGCGAAUCCUUAAACUAUGAAGAGCUCAAUGUCAUUGGCACAGGAGCCUAUGGAACUGUAUAUCGUGCAAAAGAUAAUCAAUCAGGAAAAAUUGUCGCUAUCAAAAAAGUUCGCAUACCUAUAACGGACAAUGGAGUUCCCAUGUCAACACUACGAGAGAUUGCUUUGCUGAAACAUUUAAAUGCCUCAGAUCAUCCAAAUAUUGUUAAACUAUUUGAAGUGUGCCAAGUUCUUGAACGCGAGGAUCAGUUGAUGGUACUUUUAGUUUUUGAACAUUUGGAACAAGAUCUGUCUGAUUUGAUUGAACGUCUUCCAAAAUCGGGAAUGCCACCAGUUACAAUACAGCGCUUAUCAUGUGAACUAUUGACCGGGGUGGACUUUUUGCACUCCCAUCGAAUUAUUCACCGUGACUUAAAACCACAAAACUUACUCAUUUCUUCGCAAGGGCAUCUGAAAAUUGCAGAUUUUGGAUUGGCAAAAACAUAUGAUUUUGAAAUGAAACUAACAUCCGUAGUGGUGACACUUUGGUAUCGUGCACCUGAAGUCCUGUUGGCCCAAUCGUACAAUAGUUCGGUUGACAUUUGGAGUGUUGCUUGUAUCAUAGCUGAAAUGUUUUCCCGCAAGGCUCUAUUCCCAGGCACAUCAGAAGCUAAUCAACUGGAUAGAGUUUUUGAGUUAACUGGACGUCCCACAUCUCAACAGUGGCCCCAAUCAAUUUCGCUUUCAAGAGAACAUUUUCCACCCCGUCUUCCAAAACAACCAAAAGAGUUGUGUUCAAAUUUAUGUGAUUAUUCCAAUGAUCUAUUAAGUCAAAUGCUAUCAUACGAUUUUCGAUCACGACCCUCCGCAUUGGCAUGCUUAAAGCACGAGUACUUUAAACAGGAACCCAUUUAACAAUUUUCCCCGGUUAUUAAUAUUGUAAAUUUUAUAUAAGCUUUUUCAUAAAUUGUUAUAUUUUUCAUUAGCGAUUAUAGAAUUUUAAAAUUAGAACGUAAUUGUAAGAAAAAUUUAUACUUAUUUUAUAUUUAGAUAUUCUAUUAUAUGGUAAAUACAGCUGAUGGAAUUGCGUCAUA